GAACGACGCGCCGAGUUCUCCUCGGCGCGACACAUGCUCAUUCCUCCUCAAUGACGCCGACAGUACAGAAGCUAUUAUUGUUUUUGCCCGCUAAUUUCGGUUAAAAUGGGGAUCUAGUUCCACACCCGCCCGCACACAUAGUGUGCUAGCACAACUACUAAAAAUGGAGGCCAUCAUGGCGUUUACGCUAAUUUCCACGGUCAUUGGACCAGACCAAUAUAUAUUAUCAGCAGUGUUCGAUUUGAAUAAAAACAAAAAUGUCAUUGGACACUGCUAUGGAGCUCAGCUUUUGGAAGGAGGAGCCCCUCUCGCCCGGGUUCUCAGGGCUUGAGGAGCAGGUUGACUUAUGGCAACUACUCGAAGACGAUGUGAAGAAGCAAGCACAAUCUCCAGAAAGAGACCCGCUGGGUGGCCUGGGGAACUCAGGGGAAUGGCUCCCUGAAUCCCCAGGUGACUCAUGCGACUCAUUUAUUACUAUCGACACCUCUCUUCAAGCACGAGGACAACUAGCAUCUCAGAUUCUGCAAUUACUCGACGAUGACAUCAAAGAAGAACCCUUCCCAGACUGGUAUGAAACGAAAACGGACCAGGCCAUCUUCGACGAGCUGCCGUCGCCAACGCCCUCCCUGUCCAAGGAUGAGGCGGGCUUGGCCUCGCGGCCGUUCGCCGGGCUGUGCAUGCCGCCGGCAAUGCCGCUGCCCAUGACGGGAGCGCCGUACGCCGUGGCCGCCAACCCAGCUUACCCGACGCCAGCACCACCCGCCGCCGUCCUGGUGCCGCUCACCACCGUGCAGCAGCAGCAGCAGCAACUCCAGCCCGCGGUCGCGCUCCUGCACUUGCCCGUCAACCACCACCCGACGGCCGACUGCGGCCCGGGGCUCUUGACCACCAUCCAGCCGCAAGCCGACACGCAGACGUUGCUCCAGGAGUUCGAGUUCGUCUUCGACAAGGUGGAGCGCCACGGCGGCGCCCUCACUCCCCCGCAAAGCCCCCCGCACCACAUCGCCCAGCACUCCGUCUACUACCAGCAGCAGCCGGCCCCGCAGGUGCACCAGGAGCAGCACAUCCAGCCCCUGCUGCACUUCCCGGACGUGCUUCAGACCCCACAGCAGCAGCAGCAGCUCAUCCUUGAGGUGGACGAGAUCGUCCGCAACCGCGUGCAGCAGGACGAGGAGGCCUCGUGGCUGGCGGCGCUCGCCCCGCCCAGCCCCUGCACCAGCUCCAGCAGCAGUAGCAGCAGCAGCAACUUCUCGUGCGCAGACUCGCCCGCGCCGGCCUCCCCCGAGACCGACGACCCCGAGUGGACCCCCGGACGCGCCCCCGGCAGCCCGACGCCGCCCACCAGCGCCGAGGCGUCACCCGCGCCCGGCAAGGCUCCCUCCAGGAAGCGCGGCCCCGCCAAGCGCAAGCCCUACUCCCACGACGUGCAAGACAAGCGCCUGCGCAAGAAGGAGCAGAACAAGAACGCCGCCACGCGCUACCGCAUGAAGAAGAAGGCCGAGGUGGAGGAGAUCUUGGGCGAGGAGAACGAGCUGAUCCGCAAGAACGACGAUCUGAAAGACAAGGUGAAGGACCUGUCCCAGGAGAUCCGCUACCUCAAGAACCUGAUGCGUGACGUCUUUCGCGCCAAAAACCUCAUCAAAUAGAGUCAAAGUACAAAAUUAUAACGCACCCGCGCGCGCCUUGUGCACGGGGACGCCGGGGGCCGGCCGCGCCAGCCGCGCCCCGGGGACCGCCUCGUCGGCCACCGCAGCUGACCCAGCCAUGACACGGGCCGCGGGGCCUCAAGGCAGGCGUCGGCCGGCUCGCCGGCGUCCCCUCGUGUGAUGAAUUUCGGUUUCUUAUCGCGCUACGCUUUAGAGUGACGAGACUCUUGUAGCUACCAUGCCUUAAUAUUGCCCCCCCCCCUCCCCCAGUCUGAGAAGGAUGUAAGUAAAUGUAGUGGUUGAAGAGAUCGGUAAAGGUAUUGCUAUUACUUUACCAUGGGCUUGUUUUCAUUAAUUUAUCUGUAUUGCAAGUACUAUGUAUUAAGCUGUAAUACCAAGUUUGUGUAUUUAGCAGGAUCCUAGUUGUUUAUGUGCACUUAGUGCUUGGAGAGAGAAGAUUUCUUUAAUUGUUUUGAUAUUACUUUUCUUAGCUGUUAGGUGGAGACUUAAGCACCUGCUGGCUUUUUUCCUUUCAAAAUUGAAACUGUGUGUCGAUAUAAUUUUGUUAUGAAUUUUCUCUAAUGAAUUUUCCCUAAUGAAUUUUGAGAUGCAUACAAUUUGGUUAAAUGCUUGCUUUGCCACUCGUCCAAAAGCUGAGUCUCCAAAUGUAUUGGGUAUGAGCAGAUGGUGCUUGCAGUGUCUAGACCAAACUUAUGACGGGCUCUGGCCCUGAUGUUUUUCCCUUUGUUCGAACCACUGGAAGAACAAUCUCCACAUGCUUUGAUGCAUUUAAUUAUAUAAGACAACAUUCAGAUAGAAAACAUGUUCACACUUAAUUUGAGUUGGUUUUGGAUUGUAUGAUUUUUAUUAAUUGGAGGUUCAGGGCUUAUCACUGCCUUGAUUUCCUUUUCUUUUUCCACCUAUAUUAUAAUUUUAUUGUUGCCUUAUUCAUUUUUAUUUUAUAAGGUAAUCUAUUUCUGUUUCCAGUACAACAAGCUGGCAUACGGAGUACUAGUAUGUAUCUCGAGCCACUUAUUUUAUCUUUUUACUCUUGUUUCGAAAGUAUUGUUUUGUAUUCGCGUGGACAUCUUGUAGAAUAAAUGUAGACAUGAUCAA
Messenger RNA from Frankliniella occidentalis (western flower thrips), 2762 nucleotides. It is a transcript of the gene crc, whose product is annotated as mediator of RNA polymerase II transcription subunit 15. The coding region runs from base 258 to 1646 and encodes 462 amino acids. Gene Ontology annotation, cellular component: nucleus. Gene Ontology annotation, biological process: regulation of transcription by RNA polymerase II. The record is from RefSeq and is a predicted model, not a curated record. Gene Ontology annotation, molecular function: RNA polymerase II transcription regulatory region sequence-specific DNA binding; DNA-binding transcription activator activity, RNA polymerase II-specific. NCBI's taxonomy places the organism in Eukaryota, Metazoa, Arthropoda, Insecta, Thysanoptera, Thripidae. The transcript is spliced from 4 exons.